CCAUUUUCCAAAUGUGGGCUACGGCAGGCUCGCUCCUGAUGCGUUCGCGGGACGUUGAGUCCUUCCCAGGCUCAGCUUGCGUCUGUACGGAUGAUGCCUUAUAACGAGGCUUCGCACUGUUUACCCGCUCAUUACGACUACAUCUUGCUCGAUAAGACACCAUCUGGAUAAUUCAACGAAGGUACCUUUACGGAAAGCACGACCGAGGAUCUUGGAAUACAACACUUGCAGGAAGACGCUUUGAUUGGUUGGCAGAAUGGAAUACCCCGAGCGGCAACCAUUGCUGGACGAAAAGAUUGUUCAUGCCCAUCAACUGCAGAGGGACGAUGAGAGUUUGCAAACCUCUACAAAGCCAGCGAAGCGGAGUUUAAGCGAGAUCAUACGCCAUGUUGUUCUACUACCCCUUCUCUGCGGCCUCGCCGUGUACGGGUCAUAUACAUUUUGCAAACAACACCUUCCGAAUACGGUGCCAGCGCAAGAAAAGUUCACUUCUUCCAACUACACAUGUCUACCAGGACAGUCCUGCUGGCCGACAAUGAAGGAUUGGAACGCUUUCAAUCAAAGCAUCAACGGCAAUCUCCGACUAACGGAGCCUUGGGCCGCCCCGUGCUACACAGAUCCGUCGAGCACGCAAUGUCAAGAAGUCGCGAAGAACUACGGCGAUGGCGUCUCACGCACGAAUCACUAUGGAUCAAUGGAGUUUCUCGACUGGGAGAAGUGCGACACGUCCCAAUGUGCACUCAACUCUUUCAAUACAUCCGAGCCUGUUUCCGGUACCUGCUCGCUAGGGAGACUUUCUCCAUACCAUGUCAGAGCCACGACUGGGCAUGAUAUUAGCAAGACCUUGAGCUUUGUGCGCAAACAUGGGAUCCGGGUAUCGAUUAAAAACACUGGACAUGACUACUACGGGCGAUCAACCGCGCCAAACUCCUUGGCAAUCUGGACUCACAACAUGAAGCACACAGAAUAUCACAGAACGUUCCAGCCCAAGGGCUGCCAGACUCGCUAUGAGAACGUUGGAGAGAUUGGCGCCGGUAUUCAGGCCCAGGAGGCGUGGGAGGCUUUUGAGCCUCACGGUAUGCACGUCACUGUUGGUGCUGUCGCCUCUGUCGGUAUCGCUGGUGGAUAUGGUCAGGGAGGCGGACAUGGGCCACUGGGUCCCAAACACGGUUUAAUGGUCGACCAAGCUGUCGAAUUCGACGUCGUCACCGCCGACGGAGAGCAGCGUACCAUCAACGAAUGCAGCGACCCGGAUCUGUUCUGGGCAAUGCGCGGAGGCGGAGGCGGUACCUACGCUGUGCUCACAUCUUACAAGUUCCAGCUCCAUCCGGCCGAUCCUAUCAAUGUAUACAGCUUCCAGGCUCGCUUUCCGGCGCCGAAAGACAUCACAGAGUCCAAAGUGCAUCGCGACAUUAUCACCGGGCUUGCUGCGAACCAGACCCUGUUUGCAAACCAUGGGGUCGCCGGAUACAAUUUUGUGCUCCCAGAUCAUGUCGUAUUCUUGCAGGUCCUGCCCUCCAAUGACACGGAGGCUAUUAAAAAUAUCACGUCCCAAUGGCACGACUUCUUGACGAACUACCCUGGUCUCAAAAUCACCGAGAAUGAGUAUCACUCCUUCAAGAAGUUCUCACAUUGGCAUGAGUUCACGGAAAGACCCGAGAUAUCUCGAAAUGGACCCGUUGGUCUAGGCUUCAACGGCGCGGGGCGCUUCAUCCCCAGGGCCCUCUUCAAUUCAUCUCACAGCAUUGAUCGGCUCGUUACUGCGGUAGUUACCGCCAUGCAAUUUUCCCGUGCCAACCAUGGCAGUGGGGGCGCUCAGUUCUAUGCUACUGGACCAGACAACACUCCCGACAACGGUAAAACCAGCGUGAAUCCCAUCUGGCGAGAUUCGCUAUGGGAAAUAGUCAUGGGUCAAUUCUGGACGACUGCCACACCGUCAGUGGCUCGCUCUCAGAUUCAAAAGACUGUCUCUGCUACCAUGGAUAUCUUGAAAGCCGUCACACCGGACGGUGGGUGCUACUCGAACGAAGGUGAUUGGACCGAGGAGAAUUGGCAAGAAACGUUCUUUGGGGUGCACUACGAGAGAUUGCUGGCUGUGAAGAGGCGCUACGACCCAUCAAAUCUGUUCAACUGUUGGAAGUGUGUGGGGUGGACGGGAUAUGAUGACCCAAUGUACUCUUGCUAUGCGCAAACUCGACAGGAGCCGAGACCUUCUGUGCCUCUUGGACCUGUUGGGUGAGCGGAUCGCGUCUAUCAGCGACUGCCUCCAUGUCUAGCAGCCAACGUCGCGCAACUUCUGGUUCGCACUUCUAUCUCACUUUUGGACUGAGCGAAGUCUUCCUUUUCGC
This is a messenger RNA of Alternaria rosae, 2348 nucleotides long. RefSeq lists its product as uncharacterized. The record is from RefSeq and is a predicted model, not a curated record. Gene Ontology annotation, molecular function: oxidoreductase activity; FAD binding. Bases 257 to 2239 code for a protein of 660 amino acids. Lineage: Eukaryota; Fungi; Ascomycota; Dothideomycetes; Pleosporales; Pleosporaceae. The transcript is spliced from 2 exons.